Guillardia theta CCMP2712 is the source of this 1116-nucleotide messenger RNA. RefSeq lists its product as hypothetical. Gene Ontology annotation, molecular function: chromatin binding; DNA binding. Bases 1 to 1116 code for a protein of 371 amino acids. Gene Ontology annotation, cellular component: nucleus. Gene Ontology annotation, biological process: regulation of DNA-templated transcription; chromatin organization. The transcript is spliced from 8 exons. Lineage: Eukaryota; Cryptophyceae; Pyrenomonadales; Geminigeraceae. The record is from RefSeq and is a predicted model, not a curated record.
AUGGGGAGACGAGGAGAAGCAAACAAGGAGCAACAACAGCAUCAGCGGCUUCGAUGUCGAACGAAUGUGGUUGAUUACAGCAUAAUGAACGGAACUUGGGGGCCAAUCAUCUCCGACUUCAAUGCAGUAGAUCGAAAUCUUCACAACAACUCAUCGCCUGUACGUGAGAGGCAAGUGCCUGAAAGGCGAAGCGACGGGAAGGGGAAGAAACCUGUAUCCAAUGCUGCAAACAAAGAUGUCAAGCCAGCAGCAGGGAAGGCAAGACACACCAAGACUUUUACAAAGCCUGAGAAGAAGCAAUUGACGGGAAAUCGGCUCCUGGCAAAGAAGCGCCUCAAAGAGGCACCAGACCACUCCAACGGCGACCCCACGUUAGAGAAUAGUGGACAUCGUGCUCUCCGCAUACGGAACCGCAUCAAGACGAGACUAACGAAUGCAAGGUACUUUCAAACGAUGUUGGACGCGUAUGAGCAAGACGGCUGGGGCCCAUCAUCGCAUCGCAAACUGAAGCCAACGGAGGAGCUCAAGAAGAGCUCUGAGAGUCUCAUUCAUGCUAAGAAGGAGAUCAAAGAAUUGCUGAAGCAGAUGGAUCCUGCUAGCAACGAGCUCGCGCAGAAAGAGACCAGGAUAGACGAGCGUGAGUAUGAGGCAGAAGGUCUUGCCUUCGAGAAGAUCGUUUGCUCCAUUUGUGGUACAGGCGACGCUCGUCGUGGAAACGAUAUUCUUUUGUGCGAUUACUCGGAGUGCAAUCGGGCAUUCCAUCAGAAGUGUCACCACCCUCAAGUGACGGAGCUUCCACAUGAUGAUGAAGACUGGUUCUGCACGCACUGUCUCUGCUACACAGACUGCAUUGAAGCAGUGAAUGAGCUCUUCGGUACACAUUACACGACGUGGGAGAAAAUGUUCCCUGAGUUGGAAGAAAAUGCAUCGAAUGAGUUGUCAUCGGAGGAAUACAACUCUCAAGAGGACGAUGAUUACGAUCCUGACAUGGACGAAAUUUUGUCUGACGACAACAAAUCUGUUCACUCUGAGAGUGUUUCUGAAGAGCAUUCGGACGACGAAGACUCCGAUAAAUCUACCGACGAGCCAGAAUCGACCACAAAGAGUGAGAACUGA